AUGGCGACUAGCGCAGCCAGUGGUGCGACCAAGGCUACCAUCGGCGGGAGGUGCCUGCCUCCAGCUCCCGUGAACUGCGCCGGGAUCGUUGUCGUCGGUGUUGCUGUCGCUGUCGUCGGCGUCGGUGUCAGCGCCGUCACCGUGGUUGGCAUCCCGGGCGGCGUGACCGUGCUUGAUACCCUCGGCGGUGUCACUGUGCUGGAAGGCCUGGGCGGCGUCACUGUCUCAUUCAAUGGUGGGAACAUCGAAGUCAGGAUCGUGGGCCUAGUUAUCGUUCCCGGUGGGCUUCCAGUGCUAUUCGUUAGAGUCAUCGUCGAAUGCGUCGUUGUCAUUGGGGGUAUUGUCUGGCUGAACGUGCUGUUCGACGCCGUGCUAGUGAUUGUGGGAGGGCCUUGUCCCGAAGGAGGCACUGGUGGUAUGGACCCGGUGAACGAGAGACUUGUCGUCAUUGGUGGUGUCGUGAUCGAAGCAGUAGCCCCACCCGUGAUUGGUGCUUGA
Molecule: messenger RNA, 498 nt
Organism: Gaeumannomyces tritici R3-111a-1
Lineage: Eukaryota; Fungi; Ascomycota; Sordariomycetes; Magnaporthales; Magnaporthaceae
Exons: 1
Coding region: 1-498 (165 amino acids)
Source: RefSeq, a predicted model, not a curated record